AUGGAUUACGGAAAUACUCUCAUUCCCAACUGCGUGUUUAUUGAAGUGUUACUUUUGUCUUCUUCUUCCUCUUGUAGCGGGAAGUCGAUCGAGAAGGAUAGGAUAUGGGGAGGUGUUGGUCUAAGGGGCUUUGGAGGGGGUCUUUGUAUUUUCAUCUCGGUACUGCCCCUUUUCUUCGAUUCUGAGUGGUUGGCAGGUCUACUGACUUUGAGGAUUGAAGUGUAUUCGUUAUUGUUUGAUACAAUGGUUACGCUAAUACCGCUUGGUAUUUCGGUCGUGUACAAGUUGGGUAUAAGAGAGAGAAUCGUGAUGAUUGUCCUUGCGAGUCUGGGAUGUUUAGUCACGGCUAGCGCUGUAAUUGAGGUUAUUAUGGUGGAUCAUUUAUCUGGAGGUUCAUUACUCGAAUCUUACAAAGCAGCAAUAUUCGCAAAUAUCGAACUUCAUAUCGGGAUGAUUGCUCUCAAUACCGCCUACUGCUACUACCCUCGCCAAAGAAGAAUCACAACAAACAAACACAACAGUCUCAAUCAAUACGGCUGUAGUCUGCGCUCCGACUUCAAAAACUACUCCCUCGACGAUGUCAGCAGCGAGACAAAAAUCAAUAAAACCUCAAGUUCAAUAUAUACCCCCGCAACCGUGCAUACAGCCGACACCCAAUCCACCAUGUCAGGCCAUGACAACACCCAAACCAGAAUCCUCAAAUCACCACUAUCACCACUAUCACUACUAAAAUUGUUCUUACAACGGAACCAGUCUUCAUCUUCCGUGCAAGACAUCCACGACGACACCGACAUAUACACCCUCAAAGUCUAUGAAGAAGAAACGGAAUCCAUCCCGCUCAAAGACACAAUACAGAAAAUAACCGAAUACGCGGUUGUGUCAACACGAUUAUCGGAGUCAUCGGUCUAUCUGCCAGGGAAUGGGAAUUGGUUUAUCAGUGGGAAGGUGCCUGUAUAG
Molecule: messenger RNA, 957 nt
Organism: Talaromyces stipitatus ATCC 10500
Lineage: Eukaryota; Fungi; Ascomycota; Eurotiomycetes; Eurotiales; Trichocomaceae
Exons: 5
Coding region: 1-957 (318 amino acids)
Source: RefSeq, a predicted model, not a curated record